AACCUGAGCUCAACUAAGCAGAAGCAGAAGCAGAAGCAGAGAGACCUCAAAAGGAUAAAAACUCUUGAGAAAGAGAAGCUUGACACUCGAUGGUUCGUACCUGAUUUUUCCCUGUUGAAGAAACGAGCCCGUAUGUUAUGCAUACCAAUUAAGCUAAUGCUAUUAUUAUUAUGACGAUGAUGGAGCCAUCAAAAUCAUCUCUACGCUUCAUAGCCUACCAAAGAUUCUUCACAGCCGUCCGAUCAGGCGACCUUGACUCUUUGAAACAGAUAGUGGGGGAGCAGCCAUCUGAUGUGUCUGAUCUAAUGUCUUUACAGACUAAUGCAGGAGAGACUGCUUUGUAUAUAGCUGCUGAUAAUAAUUUGGAAGAGGUUUUUAGUUGUUUGGUAAAGCUUUGUGAUUUUGAAACUGUGAAGAUCAGGUCUAAGUCUGACUUGAAUGCCUUCCAUCUUGCUGCUAAGAAGGGUCACUUGGGCAUCGUGAAGGACCUUUUGGUCAUGUGGCCUGAGCUUUGCAAGUUAUGUGACUCCUCCAAUACUAGCCCCCUCUAUUCAGCCGCUGUUAAAGAUCACCUGGAUGUGGUGAAUGCCAUACUGGAUGUUGAUGUCAGCUCAAUGAGGAUAGUGCGUAAAAAUGAGAAAACUGCUUUGCACACAGCUGCCAGGUAUGGCCUUCUUGAUAUGGUAAAAGUGCUUAUACAUCGUGAUCCUGGUAUUGUCUGCAUCAAAGAUAAGAAAGGCCAGACUGCACUCCAUAUGGCUGUAAAGGGUCAGAGUACUUCUGUUGUAGAGGAGAUAUUCCUUGCUGAUCGCUCAAUACUAAAUGAGCGUGACAAGAAAGGUAACACGGCAGUGCACGUAGCGACAAGGAAAUCGCGCCCCCAGAUAAUAAGCCUUUUGCUGAACUAUAUAUCUAUUGAUGUUAACAUCAUCAAUAAUCAGCAUGAAACUGCGAUGGAUUUGGCUGAUAAACUCCCAUAUGGAGAAUCUGCCUUGGAAAUCAAGGAAGCUCUCACAGAGGCUGGUGCCAAGCAUGCUCGGCAUGUUGGUCAAAUGGAUGAAGCAAUGGAACUUAAGAGGACAGUUAGUGAUAUCAAGCACGAGGUGCAUUCACAACUUAUACAAAAUGAAAAAACCAACCGAAGAGUUUCUGGUAUUGCAAAAGAACUAAGGAAAAUCCAUAGAGAAGCUGUCCAGAAUACAACCAACUCUGUCACUGUUGUUGCUGUUCUUUUUGCCUCGAUUGCUUUCUUGGCUAUCUUCAACUUACCGGGGCAAUAUAUACAGGAUGGAGCUGAAACAGGGAAAGCUUAUAUAGCUGACAAUGUUGGUUUUCAAGUUUUCUGCCUCUUAAAUGCAACAUCUCUCUUUAUAUCAUUAGCGGUUGUUGUGGUUCAGAUCACUUUGGUGGCCUGGGACACUCAGGCUCAGAAACAGUUAGUCUCCAUAGUUAACAAGCUGAUGUGGGCUGCCUGUGCUUGCACUUGUGGAGCAUUUCUGUCAAUAGCAUUUGUGGUUGUAGGAAAGAAAAGUUCUUGGAUGGCUAUAACCAUAACUUUAACAGGGGCACCAAUUCUAGUUGGGACACUAGCAAGCAUGUGCUACUUUGUUUUCCGGCAGCAUUUUGGAGCUUUCCGGGAUUCCCAGAGGCGCAUCAAAAGGGCAAGUGGAAGCAAAUCGUUUUCUUGGUCAGUGUACUCGGCAAAUAUAUCAGACCCUGAUGAGUACAACUCGGAUCUGGAGAAGAUCUAUGCUUUAUAAAUACUUAAUUGAAAAAUGAAUAUGUAAAUAAGAUGCUCUGACUACUUAAUUGUCUCUUUGGCGCCGUCUGCACGACUGUUUUUUUAUCCUUCUUUCCCAGCCAAGAUUUAGAUAGUAUUGUUGGUUGGUUAUAGGGUUUGGAUUUUAAGGUGCAAGGAAGCUUCCACUGGCAUGCUCCAGUUUUGUAAUCUUAAUGUGGAUUUUUGUAAAAUCGGGUGAAUUAUGAUAGUUUAUUGCAAUCGUCUUCA
Messenger RNA from Populus trichocarpa (black cottonwood), 2008 nucleotides. RefSeq names its product ankyrin repeat-containing protein At2g01680. The transcript is spliced from 3 exons. NCBI's taxonomy places the organism in Eukaryota, Viridiplantae, Streptophyta, Magnoliopsida, Malpighiales, Salicaceae. The record is from RefSeq and is a predicted model, not a curated record. Gene Ontology annotation, molecular function: protein phosphatase regulator activity; protein phosphatase 1 binding. Bases 171 to 1760 code for a protein of 529 amino acids. Gene Ontology annotation, cellular component: plasma membrane.